GACCUCAUGUGUGCCAAUUAUUGGCCGUUUAAACGCCUACGCGAACGGCAACAUACAAGUAUGUACUGAUUCAUUUUUGUACGACAAUUGAAGGUGUGCAGUCAAGCAAAGAGAAAAUGUCCCGUCCCCGCCCAGCAUGGCUCUUGCAAGAGCUAGCCGCCCAGAGACGUGAUAAUGAGUUACGUAAAUCAGAAGAACAGAAGAAAGUGGCCAGUUAUUUUGAACUUAGUACAGCUAAGUCAAAACAUCAUGAACAAUGGACUACACAGGGGUAUUAUGAGAGAGCUAAUAAAGAAGCCGAAUUGCUAAGUGAAAGAAAGAUUAAAGCUGCCCAACUAGAAGAGCGUAGAAAGAAGUUAGAAUUGAUGUUUUUCCAAGAGAACAUGCAGUAUCAACAGGAAUUAAAGGCAUUGGCUGCUCAGCCUAAGUUUUUUAAAAAUGGAUCAUACCUAAACAACGUGCCCACGUCAACUCUUAAAGAGAUAAACCAGGGCAUCAUAGAAAAAGAAGAGCAGCUACGUCGCCAUGAAGCGGAGUUAAGGCUACACCACGCAUGGAGAUUGAGACAGCCCGAGAUCAGAGCUGCCAGCUCUUAUAUAGCUAAUGGAAAGCUUAAAUCUGCUUGGACAGAGCAAAUAGUAGAAAAAGAGAUUCAAAAAAGAAAAGACGAUGAAGAAACGCGUAAGAUACUACAAGAACGAGAUGAAGCGCUUCGGCGGCAGAUCGAGCUGGAGGAACAGAAGUUGCGAGAAAAACAACUGCAGGUUAAGGAGCUUCGAAACAGCCUAGAAGGCCAAAUAGCAGAACUGAGCGAGAAAGAAACAAUAGUCAAACGACUUCGUAAGCAAGAAGAAAGGGAAAUAUUGAUACUUGACGAGCUUCACUUCAUAUCGUGUGAAAGAGAACGAGAAUAUGCAAAGCUUGUGUCAGAAAGAGAUGCCACUAUUAUUAAUAUGGGUCUGCAUAAGUAUAAGCUAAAGAAAAUGGUGUUGUGUGUUUUGAAGGAAAUUGAAUUGGAUUUGGUUAUGUUGGAAAAGAUUAAGAGAGCGGUGAUGAAGGACUACGAGACCGACAAAGAAAAACCGUCCACAUACAAACGCGUAUUAGACGCAGCACUAAAAGAGUUAGAAGAGUACAGAGAGAAGGAGCGGCUUAGACAACGAAAUAUUGAUGCUAUGUACGACGGAGAAGCCAGACAGAUUAACGAGAAACAGGACAAGCAAUGGGCAAAAGAACGGGAAGCCCGUUGUAACCUUAUGAACGAAGUGUUAUCGGUAUUAAAGCGACAAAUCGAAGAAAAGAUAGAAAUUAACAGACAGAUGCAGAGGGAAAACGUCCUCGAACGAGAGAAGAUCGUCGACCAGAUGGAUAACUUCCACCAGGAAGUCAAAGCCAAGGAGAGGGAGACACAAUUGACGAACGCGUCAACAUCAGCGAUAACAGCGCUGCAAUCGCAAUUGAACAGUCUCCGCAUGCAGCAGCAGCAGUUAGAGGCUUCAGCAACCAGGGAACAGGAACUCAGAGCGGCCAUGGACCGAGAGCGGUCGGUUCGACGCGAGAUCGCCAAAAUGCAGCGGUGUGGCAGUGCGCAUUCAUGGAACACUGACCAUUAAGCACAACUUUUUUUUUGAACUCCCAACUCAAAAUCUAUUCCCUGGUUAUUUGGCCUUAAAAGUUUGGUCAUGUUCAACUACUCUCAACGAGCUAUAAUCUAAUAUCGAGAAAUGUGGUUUCUCAAUUUCCCGUUAAAUUGUGUAUUAAUGUAAAAUUACACGAGCUCAAAUACUUGUAAACUGACAUACAAAAAAGCUAUAUGCAAAUUUUCAAAAUAUUAAGAAAUAUUCUACAGAUUUGGAAAAAAGACACGACACUCUACUAAACAAUUAAGUUAUUAAUUAAUUUAUUCUAUGUAUCUGUACAUUCACUAUUUUAUUUCAAAAGUCUUGCGUCCUGGGUCAAUUCCAUUAACCC
Molecule: messenger RNA, 1971 nt
Organism: Hyposmocoma kahamanoa
Lineage: Eukaryota; Metazoa; Arthropoda; Insecta; Lepidoptera; Cosmopterigidae
Product: trichoplein keratin filament-binding protein
Exons: 9
Coding region: 117-1613 (498 amino acids)
Biological process (GO): apoptotic process
Cellular component (GO): keratin filament
Source: RefSeq, a predicted model, not a curated record